Molecule: messenger RNA, 2453 nt
Organism: Mizuhopecten yessoensis (Yesso scallop)
Lineage: Eukaryota; Metazoa; Mollusca; Bivalvia; Pectinida; Pectinidae
Exons: 16
Coding region: 93-2117 (674 amino acids)
Source: RefSeq, a predicted model, not a curated record
AUAACCACCUCCGAGCAGUACCCGUAUAUUACAGGACAGCGCCUGUAGCCGUACUUUGGACAAUCGGCCCUACAUCCCGUGGAGAUUUCAAUAUGGCGGACCUACGCCUCAUGGCCACCUAUAGAUCUGCCUUGCUGUUUCUUUGUGUCCUGUAUGUGCCUCAGCCUGGGCACACAGAUGGACCGAAACAUGGAAUUGAUAAUUCUAUUUGUAACCCCGCCUCAAUCACGAACUCCGUGACACCGAAGCGUCCACAGCUCCCGUCAACAUACAGGGUAUCAAUAGAGGCUAAUAUUGAAAACCGCAACUACAGUACUGAUUAUACCGAGUACUACGACAGCGUAGCAAAUAAGGGCGCCACGCAUCAGUGGUUUCUUGGUUUUCAUGUCCAAAGCAUCUACUCACCCGGAACCGACGAACUCUUCACGGUGGAGACGCAAACAAAGACCUGUACGACUGACACACUUGCUACUGCCGGACCAAAAUAUAUUUUCGGGUACCAGCCAAGUAGCUCGAACCCUCAAGUGGGCAGACUCUACACGGCGGCCGGAGCUCUAAGGUUCGGCAAUGGGACAAAUGAACAGUACAUGGGCACUGCGAGAGUUCGGGGCAUCAUCGCCGACUACUGGAAGUCUUGUAUGUACUGGCCUGGUAUGGACGCAACCAUGGAAGUCCAUUGGUACUUUACAAAUACGGGAGCUUGGGAUCCAGCUACAGGAAAGACCUUACCUUCGCCCCUCCGCUGUCAAGUUAGCGGUAAAGUCUGGUCGGGAACGCCUCACAUGUUCAACCACACGUACGAGUUCAACGAGUUCCGCACCACCAUCGGGCCGUCAUAUCCUUUUCAGACACCACCAGGAAUCGCCUGCCCGCACAGAAAAGACACAAAACCGCUGCCGACUCCAAGUAACUACUUCGUCUUCACAGCGGAAACCCUCAACAUCGACUUCACAUCGAUUGGAUUUAUCAAGGAAUGGUACGCCAAAGAUAUGAACAUGGUUCGUUACGACUAUCAACCCGACCCGGGUACCCCGUCUCCGUAUGGUCAUGACUUGUUGUCCGAGAUCCAUGACUUCUCCGAAGGUAUCGCUUACAUCCAAGACCCAACUAUUGGAAACUGCACGCUGACUACAAUAUCAGCUCGUGAUAUUGACUCCAAGGCCGUAGACGCGAACCAUGUGAGGAUCCGAACGUCGCAGGAAUUCUUCAAUUUUGAUAAAGCAGCCUAUCAGUACGAAGGAGUGAGAAAGGUGAGAGGGAUAGACGCCGAUGUCUGGAUCGCUACUCGGACGGACUGGCCUCCGGGCAGCCCUGGUCAAAACUCUACAUGGGAAUGGUAUUUCGCCAGGCAAGGUUGGCGGGAAAGCACUGGGCAUACCUAUGUGUUCGGAAUGCCUCUAAUGCUCAGCGUCCAUUCGGAUAAUUAUGGGUCGCUGGUUUACAACACCUAUAACUUUGAUGAAGAGAAACCCAAGAUCUGGGACUUUGACAUCAGCAGGUGUUACAACUACACGAACAGGCAAGACUUCGCCUUCAAGAUCCCAGGAAGUUACCAAAAUACGGCAGCUUUGAAUCUGCAAGGAUUCAAAUAUAACGUUAUAGUAGCUGUCCACCAGGCGGCGACAGUGUCUGCGUUACGUAUCACCAACGUUAAGAUUGACUAUGACGCCUCUAACAUCCUCGUGUCAUUGACCCUCCUUGGGACGCCAAUUAUCCGGGGUGACGUCAACAACCCCGUCACACAGGUCAGUCUGACCACAGCGGCCACUCUGCUGACCAACGCUAUCAACAGUAAUCAGCUCAAGAUCUCCGCGGGAACGGGAGUGGGAACGCAAACGACGACCUUGACCGCACAACCCUACUCUUUGAAGCAGUCCAGUCACGUGGUACAGAAAGGUUACUACGUCCCUCCCGCAAAAACAGCAGCAUACACAUCAGGUGCUGUUGCUGGAUUAGGUGUUGCCAUGGCAAUCGUCUUCUUUGUUUUUGGAUUCGCCUGUAUGUACAUAUACUACCGGAAAAAUGGCGGCUCUUUUACCAAAGGAGGUAAUGAUAAUGCGGGAUUCGAACCGAAAAAGUUCGAUAAUGAAUCGCCUGAAAGGGGUGACGACGCCUAGCGGUUGAUAGCAUACAUGUUUAUUUGUGCGAGAGAAUGUUUGUAACAGAGAGCGUGAUACACAACACCAUGGAUAUUUAUUCAAGCGUGUGUCUGACAUCGACACCAAUGUCUUAUCGUGAUAAAUAUUGAGUACUUCUGUCGAUUGUUGGAGGUCGUGACGUCAUGAAUGUAAAGUAUGCAGCAGUAAGGCGUAUAUAGCAUCGUUGAGGUCAUUAACAGAGGUCACAAUCGAGGACACUUUUGGGGUCGCAUUUCAGAGGGCACUUGUAGGGUCAAAGUUGAGAGCUAACAUCUUUCGUAAUUACCAAGUGCAAUAAAGUGUUUUUUAUAUAAA